AUGGCUUUUCGAGUUUAUACUAUUACCUUUCUAUUCUUAUGCAUUUUCGUGGCAUCGACCGUUUCGGGUUACAACUCGAAAGACGUGAAAGCGUGGUGCAGCCAAACUCCAAACCCUAAGCCCUGCGAGUAUUUCUUAACCCAAAACUCAAACACAAAACCCAUAAAAUCCGAAUCCGAGUUCCUCAAAAUCUCAAUGAAACUAGCUCUAGACCGAGCCAUACUCGCCAAAACCCAUACGCACACACUCGGACCAAAGUGCCGCGACACACGUGAAAAAGCUGCUUGGGAAGAUUGUAUCAAGCUCUACGACUUCACAAUCUCGAAAAUCAACGAGACGAUGGACCCAAACGUGAAGUGCUCGAAAACCGACGCCCAAACAUGGCUCAGCACGGCUCUAACCAAUCUCGACACUUGUCGAGACGGGUUCUUAGACCUCGGUGUCACCGAUAUUGUCCUUUCUUUGAUGUCAAACAACGUCUCAAACCUUAUAUGCAAUACACUCGCCAUUAACAAAAUUCCAUUCAACUAUACCCCACCCGAGAAAGACGGGUUCCCUUCGUGGGUCAAACCUGGUGACCGGAAGCUUUUACAAAGCUCAACGCCGAGUGAUAAUGCUGUGGUGGCUAAAGACGGCUCUGGCAACUUCAAGACGAUAAAAGAAGCCAUUAACGCUGCUUCGGGGAGUAGGUUCGUGAUCUAUGUGAAGCAAGGCGUCUACAGUGAGAAUCUUGAGAUCCGAAAGAAGAAUGUUAUGUUGAGAGGCGAUGGUAUAGGAAAGACGAUUAUUACCGGAAGCAGAAGUGUUGGUGGAGGAUCGACCACGUUCAAUUCAGCUACUGUCGCGGCGGUCGGUGACGGUUUUAUCGCGCGUGGAAUAACGUUUAGAAACACGGCGGGUGCGAGCAACAGUCAAGCGGUAGCUCUAAGAUCCGGGUCGGAUCUAUCCGUUUUCUACCAAUGUAGUUUCGAAGCCUACCAAGACACACUCUACGUUCACUCCAACCGCCAGUUUUACCGCGACUGCGACGUUUACGGAACCGUCGACUUCAUUUUCGGAAACGCAGCCGCGGUUCUCCAAAACUGCAACAUCUUCGCUCGCCGUCCACGUAGUCGCACCAACACGAUCACAGCUCAAGGAAGAUCCGACCCGAAUCAAAACACGGGUAUUAUCAUCCACAAUUCUCGGGUCACGGCAGCUUCGGAUCUCCGACCCGUUUUGGGAUCCACCAAAACUUAUUUGGGCCGACCUUGGAGACAAUAUUCGAGGACGGUUUUUAUGAAGACUUCUCUCGAUAGUUUGAUUGAUCCACGUGGCUGGCUUGAGUGGAAUGGUAAUUUCGCUUUGAGUACUUUGUUUUACGCUGAGUUCCAGAAUACGGGUCCGGGUGCUUCAACUUCGGGUCGGGUCACAUGGCCUGGGUUUCGGGUGCUUCGUUCUGCUUCUGAUGCUUCGAAGUUUACUGUUGGUAGUUUCCUCGCCGGUGGCUCUUGGAUUCCGUCGAGUGUGCCGUUUACUUCUGGUCUCUGA
Messenger RNA from Microthlaspi erraticum, 1530 nucleotides. NCBI's taxonomy places the organism in Eukaryota, Viridiplantae, Streptophyta, Magnoliopsida, Brassicales, Brassicaceae. The record is from the annotation of a GenBank genome assembly.